AUGGAGAAGAUGGAUCCAGACGAAGCCCAGCGGGACACCAGAAGUGAAAUCGAAGACACAUACGUCGCUAUUAAGGUUUGCAUUAAAGAGCAAUUGGGCGCGGACGCCCACAAUACAACCGUGGCCGAUGCUUCGCCCUGCGUUUCUCAUUCAACAUCCAUGAAGCUACCACGACUGGCACUUCCUACGUUUGAUGGCAAGUACUCCGACUACAAAAACUUCGUAACGUCAUUUAAGCAAGUCAUUGAUAGUCAACCUAGCUUGUCUUCUAUCGAGAAGUUCAACCAACUGCUUAAUUGUUUGAAGGGAGCGGCCUUAGAAACUGUGAAGGCAUUUCAGAUCUCUUCUGAAAAUUAUCCGAAAGCGCUCGAACGUCUUAAAGCUCGCUAUGACAACCCCACGCUCGUCUUUUUGGAUAAUAUAAAUUCCUUAUUCAGCUUGCCGAAUGUUUCCAAAUCGAAUGCGCAACAUCUGCGUAGUCUCAUUGACAAUGCAUCAGCCCUGUACAACUCGUUACUGUCACUGGGUUCUGAGUCGCAAAUUGCUCAGGCUAUGCUCAUCUCGAUAGUGAUGGACAAAGUCGAUCAGGACACCAGGAAGAAAUGGAAUGAGUUUUUAGACUUCCGAGAUUUUCCGACAUGGACAUCUUGCAUUAGCGUCGUUGAACGACGUUGCCAAUACCUAGAAUCUAUAGGUAAGCCCAGCAUGGAUGCUACGAUGAGUCAACAAUCAGUGAGUAAACCACGCAACCAAAAACCGCAACGACAAGGGUUGACCUUCAACUGUACACCACAAGCCUGUCACGUUUGCUCAAAUACCGAACACAGAACCUUUAGGUGCCCUCAACUUAUUGGAAAUACGCUUAAUGAACGCUACGAUACUGCAAAACGUUUGGGGCUCUGCAUUAACUGUCUCGGUAAAGGUCAUCAGGCUGCGAAGUGUCCCUCAAGGCACAGAUGCCGAACGUGCACUCGUCCACAUCACACGCUGUUACAUCGUGAUGCUAAUAACACAGCUUCUCCGGUGGCAUCACAGCCCAUAACGAUGAUACAGCAGAGUUCAGAUGCCGUUGUUCAUACACACACGGACACUUGUUUGAAUCGAAUUAUACUAUCCACUGCGUUGGUACAGGUUAAGGAUGCUACAGGUCGUUACACAAUUGGCCGCGCUCUACUGGACUCCUGCUCCCAGGUAAAUUUUAUAUCUGAUGAGUUCGCACAAACACUUCGUUUACGCCGUAAGAGAAGCAACUUGGAAAUUCGCAGCAUUGGGGAGUCGCAAACUCAGGUUAAGCAUCGCACGUCUACCACAAUCAAAUCACGCUUUGUCGAAUUGGAAUUGCCACUCGAUUUCUGUGUCACAUCGCACAUUGCCUAUCAUCCAAAAUCGGAAAUCGACAUUUCAUCAUGGAAUCUACCCAAGAAUACGCAAUUGGCUGACGAAAACUUCAACAAGUCGCGCCGCAUUGACCUACUCCUUGGAACCGAAGCAUUUUUUGAUAUCCUAUCUGUUGGGCAAGUAAAACUUGGUCCUAAUUUGCCUGUGCUGCAGAAGACCCUCCUGGGAUGGGUUGUUUCCGGUCGUUGUGAUGCAAGAUCUACAACACCGCACAGCUAUGCACUAUCACUGGACGAAUCCAUAAACCAGAACGUAGAGCGCCUAUGGCGUAUCGAAGAUGUUAGGACACCAGCUGAUACCUACACUCCAGAGCAACGCAAAUGUGAGGAAAUCUUCAUCACCACGGUUCGCCGACAAAACGAUGGUCGAAUUGUAGUUCGUCUUCCAUUCAAGGAUAAUCCUUGUUUGCUAGGUCGGUCAUAUGAAACCGCCCGCAGACGCUUUGAAGCUCUUGAACGUCGCUUGAGCCGCACACCAGAUAUUAAGCGACAAUACAUAGACUUCAUGGUAGAGUUCCAACGUUUGGGCCAUAUGAGCUUGCCAAACAGUACGUCGACAAAGUUACGGGUUGUCUUCGAUGCCUCCUGCCAGACUACGUCACAGUAG
This is a messenger RNA of Rhagoletis pomonella (apple maggot), 2004 nucleotides long. RefSeq lists its product as uncharacterized. The transcript is spliced from 2 exons. Bases 1 to 2004 code for a protein of 667 amino acids. NCBI's taxonomy places the organism in Eukaryota, Metazoa, Arthropoda, Insecta, Diptera, Tephritidae. Gene Ontology annotation, molecular function: nucleic acid binding; zinc ion binding. The record is from RefSeq and is a predicted model, not a curated record.